This is a messenger RNA of Lingula anatina, 2014 nucleotides long. RefSeq lists its product as uncharacterized. Lineage: Eukaryota; Metazoa; Brachiopoda; Lingulata; Lingulida; Lingulidae. The record is from RefSeq and is a predicted model, not a curated record. Gene Ontology annotation, cellular component: membrane.
ACGAGACAGGUUUAAUCUUGUUGUCAAGCAGUCAGGACGCUUCGGUGACUCGUAAAUAGGGUGAAGCGAUAUUCAUCCUACUUUUGAUAACGGGGAUCGGGCAAGCUUUUCCAGGAGUUACGAUUUGCACCAGUGGGCAUACAUUGCGUACGCUGCAUAGGCUAAAAGAUGAAAAUUAGACCGUUUCCUUUGUUUAGGGUAUUGACAACACAGUUCAGGGACGGCAGUUCAGAUUUUGCAGGCGCACGAAGAUCACGGGCCUAUGUGAGAGGAGGCGUGGCCGGCAUUGGGGUAGGGGCCAUUGCCAUUACCCCAUACUUUCACCCGUCCUCGUGGUUUACCGGCAGUAAGAAAGGACCAGAAACCUAUCAGCACGUAAGUCAAGUUGGUCCAGGAUCUACACCGCAGACACUGAUGAGCAGGGCUUACGGUGCGAUUGGAUAUGCCAGAAGUAGUCCUGCUGGCGUGCUGGAGAAAGAAACGAAGCCUGAUAGCGCUUCAGUCGCUCCCUUACACUCGGUGUUAACCGGCGGCGUUAACAUACUGCAGGCACUGUUGUACAGGGAUAGUGAUGAGAUUGCAAAGGACAAUGCCAGUGGCGUGUCAGAGAAAAGCGCGGAACCAGAUAACGGCGCACGGGCCUACCGGAGGUAUAUAAUAGGAGGCGUAGUCGGCGGGGCCGUGGUCCUUGCUUUAUGUGUGUGCGGUCUCGAUUCCUUUGGGUUUACCCAUGAUGGUAUACGUAUAGGUUCCUGGGCCGCCGAAUGGAUGAGCAAGACUGCAAUUAAAUAUGGCGGGGGUGUGCCGGCGGGAGAUAUUAUAGCUAAACUUCAGUCGGCAGGAGUUCUUGGCUUUGCGAGAGAGACGAUAGUGAAAAUUUGGGCAGCCGGUUUUGCAGUUGGGGUCAUAGUUUCAGCCCUGUUCAAGAAUAAAGAUUAAAACGUGUUUCUAUGACGUAACUCUGUAAUAUGACAUGUUUUUGGCCUUAAAAGUUUCCCGGAAUAACACUCCGUGAGUGUGGGCCUCGCAUGUACAUUGUACCAGUGUAUGUAACUGUAUCUCUUCGCUGAUGUUCAUUGUAAGUCAGACUUUUUAAAUGGCUUUGAGGAUGUAUGUUUUGCAAAUGACAAUUCCAGUACUUACGCCUUCGGUACUUCUUGUUUAUUCAUCAUGAUAGGUCAUGAUAGAUAGUGAAUGGAUGAAUUUAUUUAUAUAUAUAAUAUAUUUUUUGUGGUGUUCACUUAUAUUUUAUCUGCUGGAUUUUUUUAACUGGCUUUUAAUUAGAAGAGUAAGAUUUAUGGCGAUGCAUAAUUUUGCAAAUAAUUAUCAUAAUCCCAAAUAUUCUGGACUAAUAUUGACUAUUAAUAACCAUUUAUUCAUGAUAAUAGACAGUAAAUAAAAACUUCUGAAAAAAAAAGGGAAGUGUUCCUCAACUGCGCAAAAUGAAAUGCUAUGUAAAGUAUUCCUAUUUUUCUGCUGUGCACCCUAAAUGUAUUUGUCUACCGUCGCUAUGUACAUGGAAACUUACAUAUUGCAUGUACUGUACUACUGACGUUACUCUUAUUGUACGUAUAUUUUAACAUUAUAAAGUCAUACUUAUAAGCCAUAUUCAAUUCAUAUGCGUGUAAUAACCUGUUCUCUGUAAUCUGGUUGCUCCAUGUAGAAACAAUCAAGAAUUGUAAAAAAAACUCAAUAAAAUGUUUUCAAACUGAUAUACUAGUAUUGUACAUGCUCAAAUAUCGUGAAACAGGAGACACGUUACAGCCUGCCGCCAUAUGUUAGCAUCAAGAACUGUGUAUAUAACGUGAACCUACCGCCUGACCACAGGGUGCGCUAGUUGUCUGGUACAAAAUUGUCGAAAGCGCACCACAGUGUGAUUUUAUGUAGUAUUUUUGUUGGGCCCUGAUACCAGAGGGUAGCAGGAACCCGGAACAUAAGACUGUAAAAGAUUACUUCUGAUACAGAAGUAUACUAAUAGAGACUCUUAUACAUAGUCCAGAGAUUCAAGGAUUUA